Messenger RNA from Penicillium canescens, 1050 nucleotides. RefSeq names its product zinc-dependent alcohol dehydrogenase family protein. The transcript is spliced from 3 exons. The coding region runs from base 1 to 1050 and encodes 349 amino acids. The record is from RefSeq and is a predicted model, not a curated record. Gene Ontology annotation, molecular function: oxidoreductase activity. Lineage: Eukaryota; Fungi; Ascomycota; Eurotiomycetes; Eurotiales; Aspergillaceae.
AUGUCAAGCCCAGCAGUGACCCAACGUCGCGCCUUCCGGCGCACUGACGACUAUACUCCCGGCACACCCAAAGUCAAGCUUGUACGGGAAGCACUCCAACUGCCACUCUCACCAACAGCCGUCUUGAUCAAGGUUCACGCUGUGGGUCUCAACUACCGCGAUGCGAACAUCGCGAAUGGCGGAAACCCUUGGCCAGUAAUCCCCAACGGUAUCCUGUGCAAUGACGCCGCGGGCGAGAUUAUUGCCGUCGGCGAGAAGGUCAAGUCCUUGGUAGUGGGUGAUCGGGUCGGGCCUAUCACGGACACGGAGAAUAUUUCGGGUCGUGAGGCGAAGCGGUCGUGGCUGGCUGCAGAUGAGGAUGGGGUAAUGGCGGAUCAUAUCAUUUUUGACGAGCGCGUUUUAUGCAAACUCCCAACCUACCUCGACUGGGUCGAUGCUUCGAUAAUCCCUUGUGCGGGAGUCACUGCUUGGUCGGCGCUGAAGGGCAUGAGUAUUGGACAGACCGUGUUGAUUCAAGGAACCGGUGGUGUCAGUGUUUUCGCACUCAAACUUGCAAGGGCUGCAGGCCUUCGAGUGAUUUUGACUUCCUCGAGUGACGCGAAGCUUCAGCAAAUGAAAGAAAAGUUCUCGCAUCCACCAAUUUUGACUGUCAACUACUCCAAGAUACCUGACUGGGAUCAGGAAGUUAUGAAGCUUACCGGAGGCACUGGUGUCGAUAUCGUUGUUGAAAAUGGCGGAACCGGGUCCUUGGUCAAGAGUAUGAGGUGUACUCGACGCGGGGGUGUGGUCAGUCAGGUCGGAUAUCUUUCUAAACAGGAUCCCAAUGACCUACGGGAACUGGUCCCAACUAUAAUUGAUAGGAGAAUCAAUCUCAGGGGCAUAAAUGCUGGUUCCAAGUUCGAUAUGGAAGACUUUUGCGCUGCUCUCGAGGCAGCCCAAACACCACUAAAUGAUCUAGUUGAUAAGGUCUUCCCAUUCGAGCAGGCUGAUGAUGCUGUCGAGCAUGUCUGGCAGGGUAAACAAAUAGGAAAAAUAGUCCUCCGCCUUUAG